GCCAUCAGGACCUUCCCGGUGAAGAGGGCGGCCAUGGACGGACGAGGCUGACUGAUCUGGUGGGAUGGACCGAACCCACCGUUCCCGCAUGCACCCCGCGGGGGUCUGCGCCGCCUCCCUGGGCUCCCUGGGGCUCCUGCGGUUCCUGGGCGCUCCCUGGUCCUGGAGCUUGGCCGCCACCUUGGGCGUCUGCCUGGGCAGCGGGGGAUGGCGGCUGCUGCGGCUGGUCUUCAGGACGGCUCCGCGGGACCUCUUCGGCCUCUCGGUGCUGUUACGAGUCAAGUACAAGUUGCGAAGGCAUCAAAAAGCCAAAAGCACCAUCCCCAAGAUGUUCCAGGAUGUUGUCCGCAGGCACCCCGACAAAGUGGCCCUGAUUUAUGAAGCCACCGGUGAGCAAUGGACCUUCAGGAGGCUGGAUGAGUACUCCAACGCUGUGGCUAACUACUUCUACCAGCAAGGUUUCCGUCUGGGGGACGUCAUCGCCAUCUUUAUGGAGAGCCGUCCCGAGUUUGUUGGCCUCUGGCUAGGGAUGGCGAAAAUCGGCAUUGAGGCGGCUCUGAUCAACUUCAAUUUGCGCUUGGAUUCUCUGGUUUACUGCGUGACGACUUCGGGCGCGAAAGCCGUGAUCUUCGGAGGGGAGCUGUCUUCAGCAAUAUCUGAAGUGAAUGGGAUGUUGGGGAAGAACAUGGCAAAAUUCUGCUCUGGCUACUACAACCCGGAUGUUGUUCCUGUGGAGACCAGACAUCUUGAUCCUCUUCUGAGUACUGCAUCGAAAUUGCCCCCAACUCAGAUUCCAGUCAAAGGUUUAGAUGAUCGACUCUUCUAUAUCUACACUUCAGGAACAACAGGAAUGCCCAAAGCUGCCAUUGUGGUGCACAGCAGGUAUUACCGGAUCGCUGCCUUUGGUUACUACGCCUACAAAAUGCACCCGGAGGACAUCCUCUACAACUGCCUCCCCCUCUAUCAUUCCGCAGGUAACAUCAUGGGAGUUGGGCAGUGUCUGAUCCAUGGCCUCACCGUGGUGAUCAGGAAGAAGUUCUCGGCCAGUCGCUUCUGGGACGACUGUACAAAAUACAGAUGCACGAUUAUUCAGUAUAUCGGGGAAAUCUGCAGGUAUCUUCUGAAUCAGCCGGUCCGAGAGUCAGAAACCCAACACUGUGUGCGGCUGGCGGUGGGCAAUGGUUUGAGACCCACCAUAUGGGAGGACUUCACAAAGCGCUUCCGAAUUAAGCAGAUUGGAGAGUUUUACGGAGCCACGGAGUGCAACUGCAGCAUUGCCAACUUGGAUGGAAAGGUCGGUGCCUGUGGUUUCAACAGUCGGAUUUUGCCCAAUGUUUAUCCCAUCCGUUUGGUGAAGGUAAACGAGGACACGAUGGAGCUGAUCCGGGAUUCUGGUGGGCUGUGUAUCCCCUGUCGCCCAGGAGAGCCGGGAUUGCUCGUCGGUCAGAUAAAUCAACAGGAUCCCCUGCGUCGGUUUGAUGGCUACGUCAGCGAAAGUGCCACCAACAAGAAGAUCGCUUACAACGUGCUUCGGAAAGGGGACCAGGCGUACCUUUCAGGAGACGUGUUGGUGAUGGACGAACUGGGUUACAUGUACUUCAAAGAUCGCAGCGGGGACACCUUCCGAUGGCGAGGAGAGAACGUCUCUACCACAGAGGUGGAAGGAACGUUGAGUCACAUCCUCAACCAGACGGAUGUUGCGGUGUAUGGAGUGGAAGUACCAGGGGUGGAGGGCAAAGCUGGGAUGGCGGCGAUCGCGGAUCCCAAAGCUAAAGUCAACCCCAACGUCCUGUACCAGGAGCUGCAGAAGGUGUUGCCUCCCUACGCCCGGCCCGUCUUUCUCCGGCUCCUACCCCAGGUUGACACCACAGGUACGUUUAAGAUUCAGAAAACCCGCUUACAGAGGGAAGGAUUCGACCCCCACCAAACCUCAGAUCGGUUGCAUUUUUUGGAUCUAAAGUUGGGAAAAUACGUUCCUCUGGAUGAAUGCCUUUAUGAAAGGAUUUGUUCUGGAAAAGCUGCUUUAUGAUCUAGUCGGAUUCAGCCUUUUUCGAGGGAAAACGAUGACUAAUUGGAGGGACAGGAGGCUGGUGGAUUCCUUACGCUCGGGGGCAGCCUCUCCCUCCCCUGAAGCACAUUUAACCCCUCACCCGCUCCCUCCCCGAGCGCUGACAUCCUAUUAACCUGCCCUUACGCCUCUAGAGAGAGUAUUUUUAUAACCACUACCUGCUUAGGGAGGA
Haliaeetus leucocephalus (bald eagle) is the source of this 2240-nucleotide messenger RNA. It is a transcript of the gene SLC27A1, whose product is annotated as solute carrier family 27 (fatty acid transporter), member 1. Gene Ontology annotation, biological process: phosphatidylcholine biosynthetic process; phosphatidylethanolamine biosynthetic process; response to insulin. Gene Ontology annotation, molecular function: long-chain fatty acid-CoA ligase activity; long-chain fatty acid transmembrane transporter activity; fatty acid transmembrane transporter activity. The record is from RefSeq and is a predicted model, not a curated record. Gene Ontology annotation, cellular component: mitochondrial inner membrane; plasma membrane. The coding region runs from base 65 to 2029 and encodes 654 amino acids. The transcript has 13 exons. NCBI's taxonomy places the organism in Eukaryota, Metazoa, Chordata, Aves, Accipitriformes, Accipitridae.